CUCUUCCUCCAAAGCCAGCGAAGCCCCAGCAGCCCUCGUCAGUCGGGACUGGAGGGGGCAGCAGCAACGGAGUGAAAGAUGGAGGAGCGGGAGGUUCACUGCAGGAGGCCGAGUGGUACUGGGGCGACAUAUCCAGGGAGGAGGUGAACGAUAAGCUCAGAGACAUGCCCGACGGGACCUUCCUGGUUCGGGACGCUUCCACCAAGAUGCAGGGCGACUACACGCUCACACUGAGGAAAGGGGGCAACAACAAGCUGAUAAAGAUUUACCAUCGGGACGGGAAGUACGGAUUCUCGGACCCGCUGACGUUCGGCUCAGUGGUGGAGCUCAUCAGCCACUACAGACACGAGUCUCUGGCUCAGUACAACACCAAGCUGGACGUCAAACUCAUGUACCCCAUCUCCCGCUUCCAACAGGACCAGCUUGUAAAGGAGGACAACAUCGAUGCUGUGGGGAAGAAGCUGCAGGAAUACCACAAUCAGUACCAGGAGAAGAGCAAAGAGUAUGACCGACUGUAUGAGGAGUACACCAAGACGUCUCAGGAGAUCCAGAUGAAGCGGACGGCCAUCGAAGCCUUCAACGAGACCAUCAAGAUCUUCGAGGAGCAGUGCCACACGCAGGAGCGCUACAGCAAGGACUACAUCGAGCGCUUCCGGCGCGAGGGCAACGACAAGGAGAUCGAGCGCAUCAUGAUGAACUACGAGAAGCUCAAGUCUCGGCUCGGAGAGAUCCACGACAGCAAGGUGCGGCUGGAGCAGGACCUGAAGACGCAAGCCAUGGACAACCGCGAGACGGACAAGAAGAUGAACAGCCUGAAGCCUGACCUCAUACAGCUGCGCAAGAUCAGGGACCAGUACCUAGUCUGGCUCAAUCACAAAGGAGUUCGACAGAAACGAAUUAACGACUGGCUGGGAAUCAAGAACGAGAACACUGACGAAGGCUACUUUGUCACAGAGGAGGACGAGAACUUGCCUCACUACGACGAGAAGAGCUGGUUCGUCGGCGACCUGAACAGGACGCAGUCGGAGGAGCUGCUCAUCGGGAAGCCGGACGGAGCGUUCCUCAUCAGAGAGAGCAGCAAAAAGGGCUGCUACGCCUGCUCUGUAGUUGUCGAAGGCGAGGUG
Molecule: messenger RNA, 1124 nt
Organism: Labrus bergylta (ballan wrasse)
Lineage: Eukaryota; Metazoa; Chordata; Actinopteri; Labriformes; Labridae
Source: RefSeq, a predicted model, not a curated record